This is a messenger RNA of Gadus chalcogrammus (walleye pollock), 6300 nucleotides long. Its product is annotated as DDB1- and CUL4-associated factor 1-like. The record is from RefSeq and is a predicted model, not a curated record. Gene Ontology annotation, cellular component: Cul4-RING E3 ubiquitin ligase complex; nucleus. The coding region runs from base 249 to 4850 and encodes 1533 amino acids. Lineage: Eukaryota; Metazoa; Chordata; Actinopteri; Gadiformes; Gadidae. The transcript is spliced from 25 exons. Gene Ontology annotation, biological process: protein ubiquitination. Gene Ontology annotation, molecular function: histone H2AT120 kinase activity; nuclear estrogen receptor binding.
UAGACGGUCGCCAGUCAAAUGACGUAUGGAACGUGUUUGCAAAAAGGUGUAUUGCUAAAGGAUCAUUGGUUUUCGCCAUAAUGAAAACACAUUGUGCACAGGAAGCUACCAUACACAAAAUCAAGGUUUGGCUGUGAGACCUUCGUUAACAGUGAGAUAACCACCCGGACGUGGCCGAGGGUUGUUUCAUAUUAUUGAAUAGAAGGGUUUGGUGAUCGUGGGAAAGCUGAGUGGAGCAAGGAAACGCUAUGGCGUCUGCAUCUGCCAGCGUGGAUUCCAAGGCAGAGCUGACUGCUCUUUUGGAAAAGUGGGAGACCGAGCAGCAGUUCAGCACAGAGGAGCUGGUUGAUAUCCUCACAAAAAUCUCAGAGUUGGUAGAAAGAGAAACCGAGGAAUACCACAAAGCAGAUCCAGAUCCCUUUGAUGACCGACAUCCUGGGAGAGCUGAUCCAGAAUGUGUAUUAGGACAUCUACUUAAAAUCCUGUUCAAGAAUGAUGAUUUCAUGAAUGCUCUGGUCAAUAGCUAUGUGAUGAUUAGCAGAGAGCUUUCCCUUAACACAGCGGCCUGUCGUCUGCUGCAGAACAUCAUGCCUGGCCUGGAGACAGCUGUGGUUUUUCAAGAAAAGGAGGGGAUAGUUGAAAAGCUGUUCAAUUGGGCACAGGAAGCUGAGCAGCCUCUUAGGAUCUAUGCCACUGGCCUUCUGGCUGGUGCCAUGGAGAACCAGGACAUCGCUGCCAACUAUAGAGAGGAGAACUCUGUCCUGGUACCACUGAUGCUGCAGCGGCUGCGGGAGCUCCAAGAGAAGGAAGCAGAGAGCAAGCAGGAGUUCAAGCGGCCCAGUCCCAGGAAGAGCCUGAGCCAGCCGCUGCUCCCUCUGGAUGAGGAAGCCGUCGACGGGAGAUUUGAGGACAUGCCCUUCAGGUCAGGCAGAAACAGGGUGUCCCAGCGGCAGGAGGAGAAGGAGGAAGACCACGCAGCGGAAAAAUCGUUAUCUGCCGCCGUCGAGGUGGAAAAGGACGUGUCCUUCUAUCUCAGCUCCCCUCACAGGACCAGCAGCCGCACCAACUCUAUGGUGAAGACCAUGAUGAAGCCCAUCUCUGCACCCGUCUCCGUGACGCACCAGGACAUGCUGGAUGGCAGCGGAUACCUGAAGAGGAAGGCAGAGAUGGAGGGCGGCAAGAAGGCCAAGCAGAAGCUCCAUUACUCGCUGCCCGACCCGGAGAGGAACUUCAAUGAGCUCUCCAAUAGCAGCUGGUCUGAGAUGAGCCCCUGGGUGAUCGGCAACAACUACCAUCUGUACCCACUUACCCCCGAGAUAGAGCAGAGACUCAUCCUACAAUACCUCACACCCCUCGGCGAAUACCAAGAGCUGCUGGCUGUGUUCAUGCAGAUGGGCGCCCGUGAGCUCCUGAUGCACUACAUGGACCUGAAGCAAACCAACGACGUGCAGCUCACCUUCGAGGCACUCAAGUACCUGGCGUCCCUUCUGCUGCACAAGAAGUUUGCAGCAGAGUUUGUUGCGCAUGGGGGGGUGCAGAAGCUUCUAGAAAUCCCUCGGCCGUCCAUGGCGGCGACGGGAGUGUCUCUGUGUCUUUACUACUUGGCCUAUAACCAGGACGCCAUGGAAAGGGUGUGCAUGCUGCCGCCCUCCAUCCUGUCGGACGUGGUGGGCUACACCUUGUGGCUGCUGGAGUGUUCCCACGCGUCGGGCUGCUGCCACGCCACCAUGUUCUUCUCAAUCUCCUUCUCCUUCCGGGCCGUCCUGGAGCUCUUCGACCGGCAGGACGGCCUCCGGCGCCUGGUCAACCUGAUAAGUACACUGGAAAUCCUGAACCACGAAGACCAGGGGGAGCUGCUGAGUGACGAUGAGAUCUUCUCUAGCCGGCAGACGGCCAAGCACACCUGCAUGGCCCUGCGCAGGUACUUCGAGGCCCACCUGGCCAUCAAGGUGGAGCACGUCAAGCAGUCCCUGCAGCGCACAGAAGGGGGCGCCCCUGUCCACUCCCAGCCUUACUACAAGGCGGUGAGCUACACCCACGAGCAGGUGGUGGAGAUGAUGGAGUUCCUCAUCGAGUAUGGCCCGCUGCGGCUCUACUGGGAGCCCGCCGAGGUCUUCCACAGGCUCUCCUGCGUGCAGCUCCUCCUGCAGCUCAUAUCCAUCGCCUGUAACUGGAAGACCUACUACGGCAGGAGUGACACAGUCCGGUACGCCCUUGACAUUCUCAGCAUGCUGACUGUCGUCCCCAAGAUCCAGCUGUUAUUGGCUGACGCCGUCGCUGUUCUCGCUGAGGGGGGGGCCAGUGUGUCUACUGUCGGGAUGAGCAUCGUCCUGAUGGUGGCCGAGGGCGAGGUGUUUGUCAACGACGCCGAGAUCCAGAAGUCUGCCCUGCAGGUGGUCAUCAACUGUGUCUGCGCUCCGGACAAGCGCAUCUCCAGCAUCGGCAAGUUCAUCGCCGGCAGCGCACGGCGGCGCCUCCCGCAGCAGACCAAGUCCAGCGAGAGCGUCCUCACCAAGAUGUGGAACGUGGUGCAGUCCAACAACGGCAUCAAGGUACUCCUGUCCUUGCUCAUGGUGAAGAUGCCCAUCACGGACGCGGACCAGAUCAGAGCCCUGGCCUGUAAGGCCCUGGUGGGCCUGUCGCGCUCCACCUCGGUGCGGCAGAUCAUCAGCAAGCUGCCCCUGUUCAGCAGCGGACACAUCCAGCAGCUCAUGAAGGAGCCCGUGCUGCAGGACAAGCGCAACGAGCACGUCAAGUUCUGCAAGUUUGCGGCGGAGCUGAUCGAGCGGAUCUCCGGCAAGCCCCUCCUGAUCGGCACCGACGUGUCGCUGGCCUGGCUGCAGAGGGCCAACGUGGUGGCCCAGUCGCGCAUCUCCUUCCCCGAGAAGGAGCUGCUGCUGCUCAUCCGCAACCACCUGGUGGCCAAGGGCCUGAGCGGCACGGCCAACACCCUGACCAAAGAGGCCGACCUCCCCAUGGCCAUCCUCUGCCACCUGGCCCACCCGACGUCCGCCAUCCCCCCCGUCACCCCCCAGCCCGCCGCCGCCGCCUCGUCCGUCGCCACCCUGCCCCGCGCGCCGCGGCUGGCCAACGGCGUCCCGGCGCGGCACGCCUCCACCACCAUGUCGGUGCAGACGCAGACCCGCCCCUCGGCGUCGCAGCUCACGGCCGCCGCCUCGCCCGUCUUCCCCUCCACGUCCGCCCUCGGCCACACCAACGGCUCGCCGCUGCCCGGGCGCAUCGCCUUCACCCGGGAGCGCGUGCCCGGCGCGCCCAGCUGCAAGAAGCCCCGGGUGCUGCGGCAGAAGUCGGACCACGGCGCCUUCAGCCAGAGCCCGGCCAUGAAGAAGCAGCUGGACCGCCACCUGCCCUCGCCGCCGGCGCUGGACAGCAUCAUCACCGAGUACCUCAGGGAGCAGCACGCGCGCUGCAAGAACCCCGUGGCCACGUGCCCGCCAUUCUCCCUCUUCACGCCGCACCAGUGCCCCGAGCCCAAGCAGCGGCGGCAGGCGCCCACUAACUUUACGUCGCGGCACACGCGGAGGGUCAUCUACCCCAAGUACGGCGGCGUGGACGGGGGCUGCUUCGACCGGCACCUGGUGUUCAGCAGGUUCCGACCCAUCUCGGUGUUCCGGCAGGCGGACGAGGACCAGAGCGGCUUCAUGUGCUGCGCCUUCUCGGCCCGGGAGCGCUUCCUGAUGCUGGGCACGUGCACGGGCCAGCUCAAGCUGUACAACGUGUUCACGGGCCAGGAGGAGGCCAGCUACAACUGUCACAACUCGGUCAUCACCAACCUGGAGCCCUCCCGGGACGGCUCUCUCUUGUUGACCUCGGCCUCAUGGAGCUACCCUCGCUCGGCACUCUGGGGGAUGAAGUCUGUGUUCAUCAUGAAACAUUCCUUCUCGAAUGACCAUUACGUGGAGUUCAGCAAGCUGUCUCAAGACCGAGUCAUCGGCACUAAGGAGCAUGUGGCACAUCUCUACGACAUCCAGACGGGCCAGAACAUCCUGACGCUCAACAACCCCGACCUGGCCAACAACUACAAGAGGAACUGCGCCACCUUCAACCCCACCGACGACCUGGUGCUCAACGACGGCGUGCUCUGGGACGUCCGCUCGGCCCAGGCCAUCCACAAGUUCGACAAGUUCAACAUGAACAUCAGCGGCGUCUUCCACCCCAACUGCCUGGAGGUGGUCAUCAACACGGAGAUCUGGGACCUCCGGACCUUCCACCUGCUCCACACAGUCCCAGCGCUAGACCAGUGCCGGAUAGUGUUCAACAACAACGGCACUGUCAUCUAUGGAGCCAUGUUGCAGGCGGAUGACGAGGACGAUAUAAUGGAGAUGCAGGUGAAAACGCCGUUCGGCUCCUCGUUCAGGACCUUCAAUGCCACCGACUACAAACCGAUCGCCACAAUUGAUGUGAAGAGGAAUAUAUUUGACCUUUGCACGGACACAAAGGACUGCUACUUGGCCGUGAUUGAGAACCAAGACUCUGUCAACACGGACACGGUGUGUAGGCUGUACGAGGUCGGGCGGCAGAGGCUGGCGGAGGAAGAGGAGGAGGACGAGGAAGAUCAGGAGGAAGACGACGACGACGACGACGACGACUCGGACGACGACGGCGACACGGACCCCCUGGUGGCUGAGCUGGAGAACGACGAGGAGGAGGACGGGGAGGAGGACGCCAACGACGAGUUCUCGCCCUCCGACGACGAGGAGGUGGCUCGACUUGUCGGGGACGGCGACGAGGAGGAAGAGGACGAGGACGAGGACGACUCCGACUUCGAUCAGGGAGGGGAGAACGACUCCGACCUGGAGGAUGACAUCAUGUUGUCCCUGAACGAGUGAUGAGGGACCCCCCCCCCCCCCCCCCCACCACUGGGACGGAGGUCCUCGGACAGAACGCCAGGCGGCGUAGGGACAGAAUGCCAGCACGUGUGGGACCGAACGCCAGGAUGUGUUUGGGGCCCUGAUUAAGCAGGAGGGGGGCGGGGUUUAUACCAAACGAAGGUUGAUGUCAAGUAUUAGCUGCCACUGAAACCCUGAUAGGUGUCUGCACUUCAAGAACUCUUCAAGACUUCUACAGAGAAGACCAGGGGCCAAGAUCAAAGAGAAAAACAAAAAAAUAUCAUCAUUCUGGGCAGUAACAUGGUUGGGUACAUGACACACUUUCAGUUUGGGAUGUGAAAUAGUCCAUUUGCAAAUACAUUGAGAAAAAAGUUGCACAUUUGUAUUCAACAUCAUUUUAUGUGGCAUCAGCACAGCUCUUUCAGGUGAGCAUUCAACGACUCGCAUUCGACUAGACCUUGUCUGUUUGAACACAGAUGGGUAGGGGUCAGUGACAUUGCCUUUUGUGUGCUAUCCUGUGAGAUUUACCACACGGUGUACUCGUGCGACAAUGCGUUAGCAAUGUCGUAAGAGUGGACUAGGUACCGUACUAGGUACUCAUACCUAGUCCACCUCUAGACUGAACUCCCACACCCAUAAGUUUGCCAUAAAAAAACGUUCAUUAAAAUGAACUGCACCUUGGUGCCACCCUGUAGCAAUAGCCUCUAGAUUUGUUUGUAAUUGAAAUAUAGUAACACACGUGCGGCUCUUUCUAAAACGUGCCAUCAGUUUUGACGCGUUGAGCGUUCAAAACAAUUCGCUCUAUUGUACCUGAAUCGUCAGAACCCUGACAUGUCAAGGCCUUAACUAUUUCUCUCCCAGUGUCAAACCAGAGCCCCCUUCAAAGUAGCCAUGUUUGAUUUGGAGUCAUUGGUCACAAUUCUUGAAUUACCCAAGGGCCUAGUGCCUUUGAGCAUCGGUCCUGUUUAACACACGCAUACAUAGGUCCCAGUUGGUACAUCCCUGGACUGAAGGUUUAGUAUGAACAUUUUUGGGGUGGGUCUACAGUUUGUUUGGUAUGAUAGGAAAGCACCUUUUCACAUAGUUCUGUUUUAGCUUUGAAUGCCUCGGGCCUUGUUUACUGGGUAUAAUAUAAUGGAGUGGUAUGGAUUGUUUGCGUUAUCCCUUUGGAUAGCUGAACUAUACAGGUGUGACAACAAAGGCUUUAAUUGCAAACUUUGAUUGAAUGUUGUUGACAUUUUUUUAGAUUGUUUCUGUACAGCUUGUAUGUAUCUAAAGUAUUUUUACAAUAAAUAAAAGGCAAACAUUAUCCGGUUGUCCAUCAGACUGUACUGUCUUAUUGUCUUCUCGUCAGUUUCCUUGGCAGCAUGUACCAUAUCUUAAUGCCACAUUUUACAUCAAUUGGCAUUUAGAUUUUCUUUGAUUCUCAUGAUUUUAGUUACAAUAACCA